Daucus carota subsp. sativus is the source of this 948-nucleotide messenger RNA. RefSeq names its product bifunctional dihydroflavonol 4-reductase/flavanone 4-reductase. The record is from RefSeq and is a predicted model, not a curated record. Gene Ontology annotation, molecular function: dihydroflavanol 4-reductase activity. NCBI's taxonomy places the organism in Eukaryota, Viridiplantae, Streptophyta, Magnoliopsida, Apiales, Apiaceae. Gene Ontology annotation, biological process: anthocyanin-containing compound biosynthetic process.
AUGGGCGGAGAAAGGACAGUGUGCGUGACAGGUGCAUCAGGGUACAUAGGUUCCUUUCUUGUCAAGAGACUUCUGGAAAGAAGAUAUCAUGUUCGAGCUACUGUUCGUGAUCCUGGCAACCAAAAGAAAGUGAAGCAUCUCCUGGAGCUUGCUAACGCAAGUACACAUUUGAGCUUGUGGAAAGCCGAGUUGGCUGAGGAAGGUGGCUAUGAUGAUGCGAUUCAGGGUUGCCAAGGUGUCUUUCAUGUUGCCGCCCCUGUGGAACUUAUUAACCACCGCCAAGAUGGGGAAGAAGAGAUAGAUUCAACAACAUUGAAUGGAAUACUGAGCAUUAUGAGAUCAUGCUCCAAGGCCAAAACUGUGAAGAGGUUCGUUUACACCUCAACUACAGGAACGAUUACCGUGCAGCCUCAACCCCCAUUUAAUGAAUUCACCGAGGAUCUUUGGUCUGAUAUUGACUUAUGCUACCAGCACAAGAUGUACGGCUGGAUGUAUGUGGUAGCGAAAACUAUUGCAGAGAAAGCUGCAUGGAAAUACGCUGAAGAGAAUGGAAUUGAUAUGGUCACUGUCCAUCCUUCCUUUGUACUUGGUCGCCCUUUCAUAACUCCUUAUACUAACAUAAGUAUUGACGCUGCAAUUUCCUUAUAUACUAAAGAUGAAGCAGGCAUUGCUUCGCUGAAGAAGCUGAAUGGAUUUUCUGCGGUGCAUGUGGAUGAUGUCUGCAAUGCCCAUAUUUACCUCUUCGAGCAUCCUCGCAAGGGAAGAUACAUUUGCUCCUCUCAUGCUGUUAACAUAUUUGAAAUUGCGCAUUCACUUGGCCUCAAGUACCCAGACAGGAAUAUACGAACUCAAUUUGAGGGAUUGGACGAGGCACAAACAAUCAUACCCUGUUCGUCAAAGAAGCUGAGGGACCUUGGUUUUGAGUUUGCACAACAACAAAGAUACUAG